UGAUGAUCCAUGGGAAGAAUGAUUCUUACAUUGGUGGUCAGUGGAAAGAACACUCAUUGCAUUGGUGAUCAGUGGGAAGAAUGUCUCUUACAUUGGUGGUCAUUGGAGAGAAUGCUCCUUACAUUGGUGGUCAUUGGGAAGAAUGCCCUUUACAUUGGUGGUCAGAGGGAAGAAAGACUCUUACAUUGGUGGUCAUUGGGAAGAAUACCCUUUACAUUGGUGGUUAGUAGGAAGAAUGCCCUUUACGUUGGUGGUUAAUAGGAAGAAUGCCCUUUACAUUGGUGGUUAGUAGGAAGAAUGCCCUUUACAUUGGUGGUUAGUAGGAAGAAUGCCCUUUACAUUGGUGGUUAGUAGGAAGAAUGCCCUUUACAUUGGUGGUUAGUAGGAAGAAUGCUCCUUACAUUGGUGGUCAUUGGGAAGAAUACCCUUUACAUUGGUGGUCAGGGGGAAGAAUACCCUCCUUACAGAUGGAUCAUAGGCGUCAGU
Molecule: messenger RNA, 486 nt
Organism: Staurois parvus
Lineage: Eukaryota; Metazoa; Chordata; Amphibia; Anura; Ranidae
Source: the annotation of a GenBank genome assembly